UCGGUCUGUCUUUCCAAACGUGACUGUAUGGAUGCGUUCGAAUGUAUACGGGGUGAUUCAUGUGUAAAUUACGUGUAGUAUUCGCCGCAAAGUGAUGACUACACAUCGGAGGUUUUGUAUAUAUGUUGACGGCGCGUACGGCAAAAUCAUUUAGUAGACGUUCAAGAUCGUAACGAUUCAGACCUCUAAAAAAACAUACGAAUAAAAACGAGUAAUAAUAGCAUACUGCAAAAUAUCAGUAUCAUAACGAUAACCAUAGAAAGAGAGCUUCAUUCAGCUUUUUGUGCAGCAACGCGCAUUUUGGAACAAAAUACGGUGUGUGUAUGUGAAAAAUCAAACCGAAAAGUUUGAUUCGACGACGACCAGAUCCAAAUAGCUACAAGAAAAAAGCUAAUAUUGCAAAAAGUGUUUGUUUGUGUUUUUUUUUAAAUAAAAACCAAAAAACAAGUUUAGAGAAUGGGGAAACUGCAUUGGCUCACACAAAUAUAUGAUUUCGCAUUAAAUAGCCAUUCUGAAUUAUUUUUGGCAAAAGUUUCGAUGUUUUCGCGUAAAAAUUAUAGUGCACCAAUAGCAACAAUUCUGAGACAAAGAUUAUCUCUAUUCGGACAAAAGAAGAGCAUUGCUAAAAAUUAGACUUUUCAAGUGGUUUCCCGAUGUAAAAGAAAUUUAGCAACAAAAAACGUUCUGAAGAAAGUUUCUCAAAGCUUAAAAAACAACAACACGAAUUUAAUGUGCAAAUUUGUUCCUACAAAAAAAAACUUGUGAUAAUUUCAUCUGUUUAGAAAAAUACUUUCGAAAAAAUAACGAGAGAAAAAAAACACUGAAAUAAGAGUUUAUGUAUGAAAGUUGCGCGCUUAAACAUUUAUUGAAUCAAAGAAAUUAGAUCGAAUUUACAAACCCUGUGAGAGUCACCAAUUGGAGCAGUUGUUCAAAUUUGACCCAUUCAAAUUGUUUGAAUCGCGACCGAUUUAAAAAAAAAACACACACAGUUUUCAUUGAGCAUUUUUUUAAAACCUCAAUUGAGUUUUUUUUCGUGAGUUUGGUAUAAUUCGUGCAAUCGCGGUGAAAGUGUGCCAUUGGCAUAACGUCAUUCAUUCCACAUUGAGCCGUUUUCGUUUCGAGCAUAUAUACAUUUAUACUUGUUCCGUAUCUGUAUUUUGUUGAUUUUGCUGUUAUUCUGCGGUUUGAUUGUGAAAUUGUUUGUGAACAAGAGAAAACUUAUAUACGUAUGCACAAAAUAGUCUUUUCUUCCUUCUCUCGCAAAGCGCAAGCUGAACAUUUCAUAUCAAAGAAGACGAUAGAAGAAGAAAAAAUAAAUAAAAAAAAAUUCGAACGAAUGAAAUAAUAAAAAAACAGUUCAAAUCACAAAGCGAAAAUAGCAACGAGAAACCGUUGGUGAAAUGAACAUUCAACCAAUUUGAAGCCUGAAAGAAAGAAAGAAGCAUAACAACCGUGUAUGUGAGAGAGAAUAUCAAAGAAAUAAAUGAGCAAAAUUAACGACAACGACCACAACGAACACAAUCUUAAUCUAUGACAUAGCGGAUUGAUGUACAUAUAACGGAAUUUCGAAUAGUUCUUCUUCUUCUUCGCAUCGCUUCGUAUUAGCGUUGGCCAUUGGUUUGUGUGCAAGAUUCAUUCUAAAUAAGACAAAGGCCAUCGGUAUCUCGACUUCUUUUUCGUAUAUUUUGUGUAUGCUUGGCGUGAGAAUAUCGAAGCAAACGAGAAGGAAAAAUACCAACGAGAAAGCAAAAUAAAUAAUUUGAGUAUCGGAACCAGCAAAAAACUUCAUAGAAAUUCCAAUCCGACCAACAUAAACAAUUGCAAGCAUUUUACAGUUAAAAAUAAUUCUGCUGUUUUGCUUUACUUCGUCGGCUGUGUAACAUAAAGUACUGUUUUAAAUUAGCUGUGCACACUCAUACGCGAUUUCCUAUCAUAUCAAAAAAGGUAGAUAGAGAGAGAGUGUAUCAGACAGCAUCAUCAUACGAGACUAGAAACGACUUUCAAACAGUGUGUUAAUUAUAUAAUGAGCACUGUAUGACAUUGGUCACCCGUUCAUGGAAAUACAGUUCACAUCGCCAAGAAAUUAUACACAUCAACAAAAUCAACCGUUUUUUUAGUGGCUCAUACAAAAACACUUGAGAUUUUUCCAUCGUUUUCUUUAUAAUCUGUCCAACUAUUUAUUUAUUUAUUUUUGACAACGACAUCAACAAACCGAAUUGUGUGCGUGUGUUUGCUAAUUUCGAUGCGAUUCGAAAUUGAAAAGUGAAAUCACUUCGCAUGAGAAGAACUUUUAGAAAAAAACAAACAAAAAUUUGAAAUAUAUGUGAUUUUAAUUAACGCUAAACUCAAAUAUAUAUAAACAUUCGAACAUUCAGUGUGAAUCGAUUUUUGCUGUCGUUUGUUUUUCAACUUCUUUUUCAUCUGUUGUACUUGGCUGCAUUUUUCACAUUCACGUGCAAAUUGAAUUUACAAGUGAAAAUUAAGUCUAAAGGAAGCGAAUUAGCGCAUUCAAACGACAUAUUAUAUUUGUUUUAAAAUUUAAUAUAAAACAAAAACCAACACGAAGAAGGUCAACAAUGACGACAACAAUGUUUGAAGAAAUGAACUUCGGUUUGUGGCUGGGCGCAUUUUUUGCCACAUUCGGUUUCGUUCGCAUUUUGAUCAGCUGUAAAAUGUAUAUGGAAUCAAAUCUAAUGGAAGAUAGGAAAGCAGAGGUUUUGGCGCAUUUUACAUCGGAAAACGCCACAAAAGCCGUUUCGACAUCAUCAUCACCACGAUCGACCGCUCAGACUAAAUCACCGCGAAAAAAACACUCGCCUAGUGUAACCGCCAACAAAUGGUCCAAGCAAAAUGGACGCGACGAGUUUUCCAGUAACGAAGACUUAGCCACAUGUUCUGGAGAUGCGGCUAAUGUAACCAACAAUUACGACGAAGACCCCGGUGUCGUGGAUGAUGUGAACACAAGUGAAAGUGAAAGUUCGCCAAAAAUUCGGCGCAAGCAUAAAAAGAAGUCGACAGUUCGGCACCGUGGUGGAUGCAAAAAGAUCACAACAGCUGCGGUCGUCACCACCGUUUCCGCCAAUGGCAACGAAGACAAUAAAGAAAACAAUUGUCUAUCAACAACAUUAACAACAACAAUAACAACAACAACAACAAAUUCAACAAAAUUAGACGACGGUUCAAAGCAUCUAUUCACCGAUCGCUUCAUGACCGAAUUCAAUCGUUGCCGUGCAAUAACACCACCGCUCCGUGAGCAUAUCAAACUCAAUUUGCCGGAAGAGAAAUUAUUUCAAUUUUUAAAACACUAUCUAUUGAGUAGCAAUGAUUUAAAAGCCCAGGGUUAUCCCUAUCGCUACGGACAAAAGGCUGGAUUCUUUAAGAAACGUUUCAGUGCAAGCGUUGACUAUUGUACACCGCCCGUACCGACAAUUGCAUUUGAUGUGAAUGCUCGUGAAUUUAUACCGAGCCACAAGCGACGCACUGUUGAACGAAAAUUAUCAUCGGACAGCGGUCAGGCGACCGGUUCCAGUUCAUCAUCGUCAUCAUCAUCAUCAUCAUCAUCACCAUCGACCGAUAGUGAUUCAAGCGAUAAUGCCGGCGAAAUGAAAUACAAUGAACGCACCGAAAAGAAAUGCAUACGAUGCACACGUGAAUUUCAUGUAAACGAACACGGUGAAUAUAUGAAAGAUGAAAAGUGUACAUUUCAUUGGGGUAAAUUGGAACGACCAAACUCAUAUACGAUGGGUGGUACAUAUACAUGUUGUAGCUCACCAAAAUAUACAAAAGGAUGCACAAUGGCCGAUGGUCAUGUAUGGAGCGGCUUUGAAAUGGGCUUCAAUGGGCCACUCGAUGGCUUUGUACGCACCGACGAAAGUAGCCAGAAAAUUGAUAACGAACGUAAUGUAUUCGCACUCGACUGUGAAAUGUGUUAUACCGGAAAAGGUCUAGAAGUUACCAAAGUAACGUUGGUCAGUUCGGACGGACAAAAAGUUUAUGAGAAAUUCGUUCGUCCGGCAACAAAAAUUGUAUGCUACAAUACUCGCUUUUCGGGCAUUACCAAAAAAGAUUUGGCCACGAAAAAUAACAUUCAUGUGGCUACAUUGCCCGAAGUGCAACAAGAUUUAUUGUGCUUUAUCAAUGCCGAGACAAUUCUAAUUGGCCAUGCACUUGAAAAUGAUCUCAGGGUAUUGAAAAUCAUUCAUGAUAAUGUGAUCGAUACGUCAGUGUGUUUUCCACAUGAGAAUGGGCCAGGUUUUAAGCAUUCGUUACGUUUUCUAACAUCGAAAUAUUUGAACCGGUCCAUUCAAGACUCGGACCAAGGUCACAGUAGCUUCGAAGACAGUCGAGCCUGUCUCGAGCUUAUGCUGUGGCGUGUACGCAAAGAUUUCCGAGCUGUAUUAGAACAAUGACUUGAGUAUAAAUAGUGAUGUUUUUUUUUUUUAAAGAAUAGCGAUUAGGAAUUUUUUUUUAAUUUAUUUUAUUUUGAUAUAAAUAAACAACGAAUGCGCUGUGAUUUUUGACUGUA
This is a messenger RNA of Contarinia nasturtii (swede midge), 4525 nucleotides long. RefSeq lists its product as uncharacterized. Bases 2577 to 4409 code for a protein of 610 amino acids. Gene Ontology annotation, molecular function: exonuclease activity; nucleic acid binding. The transcript is spliced from 3 exons. Gene Ontology annotation, cellular component: nucleus. NCBI's taxonomy places the organism in Eukaryota, Metazoa, Arthropoda, Insecta, Diptera, Cecidomyiidae. The record is from RefSeq and is a predicted model, not a curated record.